Molecule: messenger RNA, 774 nt
Organism: Aspergillus ruber CBS 135680
Lineage: Eukaryota; Fungi; Ascomycota; Eurotiomycetes; Eurotiales; Aspergillaceae
Exons: 2
Coding region: 1-774 (257 amino acids)
Source: RefSeq, a predicted model, not a curated record
AUGCCAGGCAUUCUGUCUGAGCAACAACAAGAUUCCCUCAAGAAGCGCAAGAGAAAUGCCUUACAGGAAGAAUCUACAAACUUGGCAGAACCAUACAACACGGCCUUUAUCCCAGCAUAUCUCCAUACCUCAAAUCCCUUGUUCCGCCUGAAUUGUCCAGACCUACCAAAGGAAAACUCAGAAAAUCCCCACCGUCACCGAUGCAUUCCUCGAAAGCGACGAGUCCUCCAACAACCCUGCCAUCAACAGAACCAACAACCAUGGCCUGGGCCCGAUAACCAACCGACUCCAGCCAAACUCAUAGCUCCAAAUCUCUACAUUCCCCAGGGCUCGAAUUUCGCCUCGCCACCGGUCUCGCCAAAAACUAUUGUCCCCUUAUCGUACUCGCCUCAUCAGCAGAAUCAAUGUACUUCUGCUGCUUCGCUGCGGCCGUGCCAUAUUUGUUAUCGACGGCCUACGACGAGGGAAUUGCUAGAUGCGUAUGCAGAUUGUGAUUUGUGUGGUGAGCGGGCUUGCUACAUUUGUCUGCGGCAGUGCGAUGCUAUUGAUUGUCGGGGAUCUGUUAAUCUCGGGGCGAACUAUUUGAUUAGAGAUGGGUCGGAUAGGAUACAGGAGGAUGUUAAUGGACGAGAUUCGGAAAUUAUACAGACGAGGAAGAUCUGUUCGUGCUGUGCUGUUGAGGGUAUGACGGAGACUGGGAUGGAGGUGGUGCGUUGUCUUGAGUGUGUUCGUGCUCAUUUGCCACAGUGGCAGGCUAUGGGACAAGCGGGUUAA